GACCAAAGUGACCGAAACCCUUAUCUUUCUGCAAAAAUCGAUUAUUAUAAUUAUUUAUUUGACAGAAAUAAGAAAAACUAUUAUUUAAUUUAUCCGACCCCUCCUCUCCUUUUCACAUUCCUCUGGUUUAAGCUAAAAUAGCCAACAUAAUAUAUAUAUAAAUGCACACGGGUUUUCGUGUUGUUCUUUGUUCCUUCCUUUCUUCAUUCCUUCCCAAUUAAGGUUUAUAUAUAUAAUAUAUAUUCAACAAACAAAAUCAAUCUUGCUUGAUUGAUUUGAUUCAUCUUUAUUACAUAACUUGUUGUUUGUGUGCUGAAAAAUGGUUUAGUUUCUAAGAUACCAUGUUCAACUGAAUGAUCUUGAUUCUUCAACAUCUUCCAUCUUUAGUUGGGGUUUCUCCAAAUUAAGGCAAAAAUCAAUGGAUAACUUGGGAUGGGAUGUCUCUUCUUCGAUAAACAGUUCAUCUUACUUAUGGAGCAAUAAUGAGCAGAACAUGUUCAAUUAUGCUGUUUUUGAUGAUGUUCAAGAGCCAUCAUCAAAUAUUAAUGGACCACAAUUGUAUGACAGCUUUCAAGGAUCUUCACUCGAUUCUCUUGAUCAUCACUGUACUAAUAACUCUUCAGUAAUUGAAGAUGAUUUCUCAAACCACUGCGAUAAUCUUUGGAACUUUGGUUCAAUCAAAAGGAAAAGCUUAAAUUAUAAUCAUCCCCUGCUAAUAACAUCUCAUUCAGACAUUUCAUCGAACAGGGAAGGUGCGUCAUUUUUGAAGAUCAAAACAGAAGAUAACCCAACAAACCCAAACUCCAAAAAGGUCAGGAAAUUAUUACCCAGAUCAGAAAAUCUCCCAAUUUCAUCAAACAUUAGUUUCCAACAACCAAACAAGAACUCACCGGAGGCAGUGGCGCAGAUGAAGGAGAUGAUAUACAGAGAGGCGGCGUUGAGGCCAGUGGUUAUGGGUUCAGAAGUAGUAGAGAAGCCGAAAAGGAAAAACGUGAGAAUUUCAAAGGACCCACAAACGGUGGCGGCGAGACAGAGAAGAGAAAGGAUAGGUGAGAGAAUUAGGGCAUUGCAGAAGCUUGUGCCAGGAGGAAGCAAGAUGGAUACUGCUUCAAUGCUUGAUGAGGCUGCAAAUUACCUUAAAUUUUUAAGGUCCCAGGUUAAGUCACUAGAAAACCUAGACCACAAGUUUGAUCCAAAUCCAAAUCUAAAUCCCUUUUCUUUUUUUCCUACUCCAAAUUACUUCGACCACUCGUUCCCGAUUUCUCUUUCAAAACAACCCCAAGAAGAACUAAAGAAUUGA
Molecule: messenger RNA, 1300 nt
Organism: Impatiens glandulifera
Lineage: Eukaryota; Viridiplantae; Streptophyta; Magnoliopsida; Ericales; Balsaminaceae
Product: transcription factor bHLH87-like
Exons: 2
Coding region: 419-1300 (293 amino acids)
Biological process (GO): regulation of DNA-templated transcription
Molecular function (GO): protein dimerization activity; DNA-binding transcription factor activity
Source: RefSeq, a predicted model, not a curated record